AAGUUUACCCACGUGCAUUAGGAAGCAUUUGGCAAUUAAAUAUGUAGGGAAUUCGUUUAAGUAUGAGUUCAGGAUGUGUGUGCAUUUUAAUUUAACUGGUCGACUUAUCCAGUUGUGGACAUCUCAUCGGCUUGGACUAGACUAAUCGUUAACAGUGACAUGGUCAAAAAUGUUUUCCUCUGUUACCUCGUCGGACAGACUCGUGCUGCCGGAUCGUUUCUUGCGCAAAAGUUUUCUGUUUCCAACUGAGGGCUGCAGGUAAAUUACGUGACAGGGACAGGUGGGUGUGUGUCGUGGACAGCCCGUGCUACAUGACAGGCGUGGAAUAGACCAAUCAGCUAGCCACGAUUGGGGAUCCAACCAAUCAUCGCCCUCUGCAGUUGGGUUGAUCUAAUUGCGCGAGAGUAACCAGGAGAGUUGAACUGCUUUUGGAGUCAGUGCGGUUGGAGUACCUGACUAAGAGGGUCGACGGGGUGGACAGGGUUCUGGUGGAAAACGGAUACUUUGCUUCGGCGCUAUAACGUGAUUUUCUGCUGUCCAAAGCAAGCUUAGUAGGUCUUGUUUAAAUCUGUGGGUUUUCGUGUGGGCCGUCAUUCUGGGAACAAACACCUGGAACUUCAUUAGUAUUCAUUGAGGUGAAGACAGGGGUGUGCCUCACUUAACCACGUCCAUAACGCUACUCCCUCAGGAGCGGAAGGAAAGCCGUCAGCCGUCGGGAUGGGGAACGGAUUUUCGGAGCCCCGCUCCCUGCUCCCGCUGUUUCCGGCGUUCCGGUCGCUCCACAUCGUGAUCCUGGGGCUGGACUGUGCCGGGAAGACCACGGUGCUCUACCGGCUGCGCUUCAACGAGUUCCUGAACACCGUGCCCACCAAGGGCUUCAAUGCCGAGAGGGUGCGGCUGCCCCUGGACGGCUCGCGCCGAUGCGCCUCCUUCCACCUGUGGGACGUGGGCGGGCAGGAGAAGCUGCGCCCCCUGUGGCGGGCCUACACGCGCGGGGCGGACGGCCUGGUGUUCGUGGUGGACUCGGUGGACGCCGAGCGGCUGGAAGAGGCGCGGGCGGAGCUGCACAAGGUGGCGCGGCUGGCGGAGAACCACGGCGUGCCCGUGCUGGUGGUGGCCAACAAGCAGGACCUGCGCGGGUCGCUGGCACCGGCCCAGAUCCAGGAGGCGCUGGCGCUGAGCGAGCUGGGCCCCGCCACGCCCUGGCACCUGCAGCCCGCCUGCGCCAUCAUCGGCGAGGGCCUGGGGGAGGGGCUGCAGCGGCUGCACGCCAUGAUCGCCAAGCGCCGCCAGGCCCUGCGGCAGCAGCAGCACCGGCAGCGCAGGAAGAGGUGAGCUGGGGGAGCUGCGCACGGACGAGAGAGAGAGAGAGAGAGAGAGAGAGAGGGGCUGGCGUUCGGUGCCUUCAAAACAAAGCUCCUGUAUCGAGACUCCACUCUCUAGCCUGAUACCUCCACCCCCCCUCCCCCACCUCAGUGGGCCUGUUGGACUGGUUCAUGUGCUUUUACUUUGACAGCACAGUUGAGCGAAGGGCUUUUAUUUUGACAGCGCAGUGGAGCGAAGGAGAGCUUCAGUGAGCUCGGCCCCUCCAGGACUGCAGGGGUCGCUGUUCCUGUGAAAGCACCACAAUGUUGGGAGGGUUUUUUUUUUUUUUUUUUUGAGAAGUUGAAGUUUGGACCUUGCUCGUGUGAACACACACCCAGGGUGGCAGUGGUGUUCCGAACUCUGCAGAGUAGGAAAUAAAACUCUGAAUCCCGCGCUCUCCAGCGGACGUGGUGUUUUGAGCGCUAAGACGUCAGAUUUGAGGGGACGGUGCAGUCGGGUGGUGUGUCGUUCCAGGUGAACGGGCAGACUGACAGGUCCGGACGGCGCUGGACAUCGUCUCUGUUUCACUUCGCUCCUUCUCCUCUCCCCCACGUCAGACGACGUGUGCACACUUUCGGGAUGGUGGUAACAAGGAAGAAACUCCGCCCUUGUGUUUGGUCUCAGUCCAGCUCCUGUGUCAGGUUCUUCUGUCUCCUAUUUGUACAGAGACAAGGGGGGGACGGCGUUAAAAUAAGCUUGACUGUUUACUCUUUUUGGGGGAUUUUUUUUAAAGGACUUUAAAAUGUCUGAAGAAUAGCCUAAAAUAUUUGGCCCCCUCAGCGUUCCCCGUGCUGGAGCGAAUGCCGCCCACUGUGAAUCUUUCAGCAUUAGCCGAAAAGGCAAAUGGCACACAAGCCCAAGUCAGGUCCCCGUUGACCGACCGUCCAGCGUCCUCUGAUUGGGCCCUCUGUUCAUAUUUAUCCAAUCGGGUGCUUCCUUGUUUAACAAUAACACUCAGAUGCACUUUAAUUGUAAAUGUUGUUUUUUCAGAUCUCAGAAUUUUUUAUGGGCACAUUUUCUAUGAAAUGUAUGAUGAAAUAAAAAAUAAAAAAAGUUGCUUCUUAUGAAGCUGUUUUAUAUAUGUAUACAUGCUGUUACAGGAAGCGGGUGAGGACAUGUUCAUAUUUAUAUGACAAAUUUUCUCCAUUUAAAUAAAAUGAAAUGAGUACAUUUA
Anguilla rostrata (American eel) is the source of this 2539-nucleotide messenger RNA. Its product is annotated as ADP-ribosylation factor-like protein 4A. Gene Ontology annotation, biological process: vesicle-mediated transport; intracellular protein transport. Gene Ontology annotation, molecular function: GTPase activity; GTP binding. Gene Ontology annotation, cellular component: cytoplasm; plasma membrane. The coding region runs from base 718 to 1335 and encodes 205 amino acids. Lineage: Eukaryota; Metazoa; Chordata; Actinopteri; Anguilliformes; Anguillidae. The transcript is spliced from 2 exons. The record is from RefSeq and is a predicted model, not a curated record.